Molecule: messenger RNA, 930 nt
Organism: Amblyraja radiata (thorny skate)
Lineage: Eukaryota; Metazoa; Chordata; Chondrichthyes; Rajiformes; Rajidae
Product: probable G-protein coupled receptor 139
Exons: 2
Coding region: 1-930 (309 amino acids)
Biological process (GO): G protein-coupled receptor signaling pathway
Cellular component (GO): plasma membrane
Molecular function (GO): G protein-coupled receptor activity
Source: RefSeq, a predicted model, not a curated record
AUGGCAAGGGAACUUCAGAAACCAAAAGUUAACUUGGUGACGAUUGUUAUCCUAUCCCGAGGAAAGAGCGGCCUCUCCAAGUGUGUCACUCGCUACCUCGUGGCCAUGGCAGCAGCAGAUCUACUAGUCGUUGUCUUCGACGUGAUUUUGAGGAAGAUUCCAAUUGCUUAUCGGGAUUAUUUCACUUUCGUGCGAUCUAUCCCGGUCUGCGAUAUUCACGCCGUUCUGCUUUUCACAGCCACAGACUGCUCGGUUUGGUUCACCGUCGCGUUCACCUUUGAUCGAUUUGUGGCCAUUUGUUGUCAGAAACUGAAAAAUAAAUAUUGUCAGGGGAGAACAGCGGCUAUGGUUCUAGGAACAGUGACUGGGCUGAGCUUUUUAAAGAACAUCACCUGGCUUUUUAUGCUCACAUCUGAAUAUUCUCUUGCGUAUGCCGCCUGGUUUUGUAUGCCAAGAGUCCGUCUCGUGAAUUCACCGGUCUGGGCAGGAAUCGAACUCGCUCACUACCUCGUCACCCCUAUCAUCCCAUUUGUCCUGGUUGUGCUUCUCAAUGCUUUAACUAUCAGGUACGUUUUAAUGGCCAGCCGAUCCCGCAAGAGACUCCGGGCACCCAAUCAUGGGGAUAGUGCGAGAGACCCAGAGAUGGAGAACCGUCGCAAAUCCCUCACUUUACUGCUGGUUAUCUCGGGAAAUUUCAUCCUGUUAUGGGCUCCAUUCACGGUGUAUUACGUGUGGAACCGACUGCGAUUUUUGGGGGUGGUGGUUGCAAUUCCACCAUCAGCUAUGCGACAACUCUGCUUCAUGCUGCAGCUCUUGAGCUGCUGCACGAACACAGCUCUUUACGUCGUGACUCAGGCUAAAUUUAGGGAACAACUAAGGAAUGCGAUGAAAUUUCCACGGAUUCUAACUUUAAAAUGCAUUCAGUCCUGA